AUGUCAUUUCAUUUUAUUGUCCUUUUUACUACCCAAAAAAUUCAAAAAGUAAAGAAAUGGAAAGAUGGAAUAGGAAUAUAUUCUGAAGAUAAAAAAAAAUUUGAAUUAUAUGAAGAAGUUAAUGGUAAGAAGCAAUUAAUAACAAGUGAAACGAUUAAAAAAACACCAAGUGUUGGUGAUAUAAUUGAAGUUGAUAAAUUUCUCAUUGACAUUGACUCUGUACAAUCAGAAGAAACUAAUCCCCAAAUUGACAAGACUAAUGCACAUAAUACAAUACCUAUUUGUUCAAGAGUUUGUACUGGCAUGAAGAAAAGAAAAACCAGUUUAAAACCACUACUAACAACAACACCAAGAAGUUCAAUAAUAAAGACUGACAAACAAAAAAAUAGUAUUAAAGAAUUAAUUGACAUAUUUGAAGGAAAAGAAAUAAGUCAAGAACAACAUAAGAAGAUAAAUAAACAAACAGGUUGUAUUAAAAAAGAGUUAGGAAGGAAAGGAUUUAAAGUACCAAAAGCAAUGGAAAAAAUUGAGUUUCCUAAAAGUUUAAUUGAUAGUGAAGAAAAAAUAGAAAGAAUCAAAAGAAAUAAAGAGUCAAGUCAAGGGAUAUACACUAAUAUUGGUAAAUAUGUCACUGAUAUGAAUAAUAUUGUAGUUAAUGAAAUAAAUUAUAGACUAGCAGAAAUUGGACAAAUGUUUUAUACAAUAGUUGAUACACAAGCCAUUGAAAUGGGAGGUAAAGGAAGAAUAAGUAUUUGUUCACAUGGAGUUGCAAUAAGACAAAUAUGUCACAAAGAAGGAAUAAAUAAAGGAAGAGGAUUUUAUUGUUGUCCAGAACAUAAAUGCAAAGCAUUUCAAUGGGAUAAAGAAGGAAUAAAUAAGACAGAGUUAAGAUAUAAAUUACCAGAAGCAAUUGAUCGUAAAAUUGAAAUGAAAGAAUUGAAUGUAAAAAUAUUUGAAGAACAAGGGAUUAUUGUUUUUCUUGAUGUUGAAGUUUUUCAAAGUAAGAAAUUAGUACCAACACCAGAAGAUCCAGAAAGUACAAAAACAAUAUAUUUUAUGAAAAUUAAUGAUAUAAGGAAAGUUAAAGAAUUAAAAAAAGAUGAUUUAUGGAUAUUAUUACCUCAAGAAUAUCCUUAUUCAUUAAAUUCAAAAAUUUAUAUUGUAACAUCAUUAUAUCAUGGACCAACUAAAGAUGGACUAAUUGGAAUUGAAUUUAUUACACCAACACCAACAAAUUUUAAAAGAAUAAAUUGUAUUGCAUUACGUGGAUUUUCAGGAUCAACAGAAGUCUUGAUACUCCAAACAUUAGUUCAAUUAUCAAUUACACCUAUUCAUUUACUUUCUAGUCUUAUGCAAUAUUUGAUAUUUCAUAAAUUUACACCAACAAAAUAUCAACCACUACCAGACAUUCAAAUAAUUAAAGAAUAUAACUUAAAUAAUGAACAAAUUCAAGUCAUUGAAGAAGUUAUUCAAUCCCUUCAAGAAAACAAACCACCAUUAACUCUUGUUCAUGGAGUUUUUGGAUCAGGAAAGUCACAUCUUCUUUCAGUGUUAUGUAUUUUAUUAGCAUCUCUAAAUUAUAAAGUAUUAGUUUGUGCAUCAACUAAUGUUGCAGUUGAUAGAGUUCUUGAAAGUUUAUUAACAAAAAAUUAUAAGUCAUUCUUUCGUGUUGGGUCAUUAAAAAAAAUUAGUAAACAAAUAUUACCAUUCACUCUUUCAGAAAAUGAUGGAUUAAAUGAUCUUAGAGAAUUAAAAAAAGAAAAGUUAUUAACAAAUGAAGAAAGAAGAAUUAUUGAAAAUGAAAUUAAUGAAAGAAAAAGUGGAAGUAUUGAAAAAAGGUCUCAUGAUAUAAAAACAGCCUCUAUUGUUGGUGUUACAUGUGCAUCUUCUACAAAUCCAAUUCUUAAUAAUUCCUAUGAUAUUAUUCUUCUUGAUGAAGCUACUCAAACUAUUGAACCUAUGUUACUUAUUCCUAUUCUUAGAUUUAAUCCAAAAUGUAUUGUUUGUGUUGGUGAUCCUAUGCAACUUGAUCCUGUUCUUCAAACUGACCAUCUUUCUGCUACUCUUUUCCAAAGACUUUGUUCUUUAGAAAUUCCAAUUAUGUUAAAAGUUCAAUACAGAUGUUGUCCUCCUAUUAGUAAUAUUGUUAAUAGACUCUAUUAUAAUGGUAAUUUACAAAAUGGUGCUAAUGUUUAUAAUCAACAUUCUCUCAUCCCUUCAAGUAAUGAAAUUAUACUUUGUUAUCAUGACAUUGAUGAUGAAAAAAUUCUUGGUUCGAGUUAUUAUUCUCAUUUCGAGCUUUGUGUUGUAAAUCAAAUCAUUUCUAUUUUAUCUCAACUUCUUAUUCCACUUAAUCGUGUCGGUGUUAUUUCCUUUUAUAAACAACAAUGUGAAUAUCUUGCUUCUUCGAUAUCUCAAAAAGAAAUUACAGUAGCAACUAUUGAUGCAUUCCAAGGUGCUGAAAAAGAUAUUAUUUUACUCUCUUUCGUUAGAAAUAAACAUUCUUCCUUUUUAGAAUCUGCAAAACGUCUCAAUGUUGCUCUUACUCGUGCUCGAAAUAACUUAAUUUUCAUAAUGCACAAAAACAUCUUACAAGAUGCUUUUAUCCAAAAUCUCUUCUUAAACACUAAUGUUUCUUACAUUGAUUGUGACGUUCUUCUUCACUCAAAACAAUUCAUUUUUGAAUAA
Messenger RNA from Entamoeba nuttalli P19, 2688 nucleotides. RefSeq names its product regulator of nonsense transcripts, putative. Gene Ontology annotation, cellular component: P granule; cytosol. The record is from RefSeq and is a predicted model, not a curated record. Gene Ontology annotation, biological process: regulatory ncRNA-mediated post-transcriptional gene silencing. Gene Ontology annotation, molecular function: helicase activity; zinc ion binding. Bases 1 to 2688 code for a protein of 895 amino acids. The transcript is spliced from 3 exons. Lineage: Eukaryota; Evosea; Mastigamoebida; Endamoebidae.